Molecule: messenger RNA, 1046 nt
Organism: Ixodes scapularis (black-legged tick)
Lineage: Eukaryota; Metazoa; Arthropoda; Arachnida; Ixodida; Ixodidae
Exons: 1
Coding region: 73-990 (305 amino acids)
Molecular function (GO): RNA-DNA hybrid ribonuclease activity; nucleic acid binding
Source: RefSeq, a predicted model, not a curated record
GGCUGCAUACAGCUAAAAUCUGUCCCACCGAGCAUUGCGGCUAAAAUACGAGUUUUGCCCCUACCAAAGAACAUGCAUCCCACUCUUAAUGCAGGUAGACGCCUCGCGCGUACCCGCUACCUAAGGCUCAAAUAUCAAAACGACCCAGACGUCUGUUACACUGACGCUGGGGAGUACACUUCCCCACGUGAGGCAAAGUGCAUAGUCGUCUGCGACUCGCUUGGACGAGGUGAAGCGAUAGCGUCUCUCGCCGCUCCCACAUCGAUCGCGGAGGCCGAAGAAGCGGCAAUAGCAUUAGCCGUAGCACAGAUUUCGCGUAAAACUGAAAACACAGACAAGACCUGUACCAUAAUCACAGAUUCACAGCCAGCGUGCAGGGCGUUCGCGCGAUGCAUCGUCUCACAACGAAGUGGACACAUUCUAAACACAGUUAAUCAAAGCACACUACCCGCAAUCCAGAUAGUCUGGACUCCUGGACAUACCUCCCUUUCUGGCAACGAGAGUGCGGAUGCACUCGCCCGAGAAAUAGCCGGCCGGGCGUUGCAUGGGGAAGGGGAGGCACCGGAGAAUCACAACAUGACCACAUCGAACUUACGCACAGAGCCAACACCGCUUCACACGUACAAUCAAAUCACGGCAUUUUACAGAUCACAGCGUAGAACACUACCCCCUCCGCACAGGGACUUAUCUAGGCAGGAAGGGAUUGAGUGGCGACAGAUACAAACACACACUUUCCCAAAUUUGUACCACAAGCAUCUAUUUUUCCCAAACAGAUACCGGGGCACCUGUCCCGGCUGCCAAUCCCCCGAACCUUCCCUUUUCCACUCUACCUGGGCCUGCCCCUCUCCACCGGGGCAAGGCAUCCUUCCCAUCCCUGACCCAUCCUUUACCUCCUGGGAGGCUGCGCUGUCUAGCGCAAAGCCCGAGGACCAGCGAAUGCUGAUCUCUCGGGCUAAGCGGAUAGCAGAGGCCAACGGGGCCCUGGACUAGGGGCUCCCGACCAGAGAGAAGACACUCAUGCCUUUUCCUUGAAUAAAGUUUUUCCU